AUGAAGACACCUUCCGUGCUUGUAGCCUUAGCUUUGUUGGUAUUCGUGAAAGAUGCCUGGUGCAGACGACAUUUUCAUGGCCAUAAAUCAAAAUAUGGUCAAAAAAUUGUUGGCGGUUAUAACAACACUAUCGACAAUGUACCGUAUAUAGUGUAUUUACUAAUGCAAAGUCCAAAAAACGAAUAUUACCAAUGUGGAGGUUCCAUAAUAAGUGAUAGAUAUAUCUUGACGGCCGCUCAUUGCGUACAAGGUAUGGUAAAAGCGAUCAUCAGGGCUGGUAGUGCCGAUGCUGAUAGCGGAGGCACCCAAUAUACUAGUAGCGCUUUACUAUCACAUCCAUCGUAUAACUCCAGAAAUUACGAUCAUGAUGCCGCCCUUAUACGGACCACAAGACGGAUACGUAUUGAUGGGAAGACUGUAAAGGCAAUACCAUUGGCUGAUGAUGGGUGUGAUGUCAGUUCAGGAACCAACGUUUUGGUUUCAGGAUGGGGAGCAACUUCUGAAAAUGGUGACGUCAGCUCUGAUCUCAUGUCAGUCCAAGUGCAAUCUGUUUCAAGAGACGUUUGCCAACAACAACUUGGUUAUAGCGUUACUGAUUGUCAAUUUUGUGCCGGUGUUCCCGAAGGUGGUAAAGAUUCUUGCCAGGGUGAUUCAGGGGGACCGGCUGUUCAAGUAGCUUCUUCGCGGGGAGGUACAUCACAGAGAUCAUGUCCAACAGCUACAGGAGCUCAAAUUGGAAUUGUAUCUAAUGGAGUUGGUUGUGCCAGACCAGGUAAACCAGGUGUUUAUACAAAAAUAUCUUGUUCUACCGUGCGUUCUUGGAUAAAACUUACUGCCGGUGUUUAA
Messenger RNA from Danaus chrysippus (African queen), 846 nucleotides. Lineage: Eukaryota; Metazoa; Arthropoda; Insecta; Lepidoptera; Nymphalidae. The record is from the annotation of a GenBank genome assembly.